AUGAAAAUCAACUCGGGUAAAGAAUUGGAAGCCGCAAAACAGCGAUUUAAAUAUGCCCGUAUAAGAGCAACCGAUGCUUUCUGUAAUGAAGCACUAAAAAUUGAAGACAGAAUUCUCGCUGCGAAACUACGAAUAGUUUCCGAGAUAUUGGAAUGUCUCGAAAGUCCUGAAUACGCAAUCACUGGAUGUCUGUCGCUUCUUCGAGAGCUACAUGGCUUACCGGCUAUCCGUGAGCUGUUCUCCGUGUAUCUCCGUCGUGGCGUCCUGUCGAAGCUAAACAAGGCUGAACGAGUUGCCAACGUGAAAUCUGUGAUGCUGAUCAACAAUAUUUUGUUUCAUUUCAAUUCCAAAUUCAGUCGCAAACUUUCUGACAAGGUGAUUUGGCCUGAAACAAUUAAACUUACUGGUCGCAGUUUUAACCCAAUAUUAGAUUGGCAGGAGGUUUCGACAAGAAAAUCGAUGGGCGAAUUGAGUCAAAAUCUACACCGCAACCUAACACUUGAUCAAGAAGUAAUUCCAUAUUUGUCUGCUGUUAACAGCCAUGGUGAUCACGUUGUUGGUGGUGAGUAUUAUGAAGUCACCGUUACGAUUAUUUUCCGAACAGGAGAAAACAAGGUUGUUCCAUUACCUGACCACAGGGAAGGCGAAGUUAUCGAACAAUAUAUUGAAGGACUUACUGUUGAUAACUGCAACAACGUUUAUGUGGUGAGAUGGUUUGAAACACGUACGGAAAAUGGCAAUGUAAAAGCUUACGUGUUGAAUGUAUUGGAUGAAAAUUUCAAUGUAAAGCACAUUUGCAAAUUGUAUUUCUUCGAGGUAACAAACAAUUUUCGCUUUGUGAGGAUCGCUGUAAACAAAAACAAUAUCAUUAUGGUCAAAUACAGUGAUCCACAUGUAUAUAUCUGUGACGGCAGCGGACAGUUGAAAUAUAAGUUUGAACGAGAUUCACGACGAGAUACGCCUUUCCCACCCAGCUUGAAUAUUUCAAAUAAUGAUGAAAUCAUGCUAUCAUCAGACGGUGACAUGGCCGUUCACUUCUACACAGAGGAAGGAAAUCUAAAGUCGACAAUAAAACUACCAGAAG
This is a messenger RNA of Paramuricea clavata, 1084 nucleotides long. The record is from the annotation of a GenBank genome assembly. NCBI's taxonomy places the organism in Eukaryota, Metazoa, Cnidaria, Anthozoa, Malacalcyonacea, Plexauridae.